Molecule: messenger RNA, 333 nt
Organism: Symbiodinium natans
Lineage: Eukaryota; Dinophyceae; Suessiales; Symbiodiniaceae
Source: the annotation of a GenBank genome assembly
AUGAUGUACGACGAAGAGCAAGAGGGGUCCGUAUCGCGUGAGGAGCUGGCAGACCUCCUCCGAGCCCUGUCGCCCUACAUGCGCAGCGCACAUCGAGACGCGCACUUGGAGAGGCUUUAUGCCUUCAACAACUUGCACCCGAACUCGCGCGUCGCCUUUGACGAGAUCAUGGACACAGAAGGGUUGCUUAAGGUUGCAAAUUCAUCCACCAGCGCAGUCGUCGCGCCUGUGAACAGGUCCACCGAAAUCUCGCAGCCAGCUGCUCGAGCUUGCCACACUCUCGCAGCAGCCACUAGAAGGUCCUUCUCACGCAGCCCCACAAGUGCACCAUAG